This is a messenger RNA of Moneuplotes crassus, 576 nucleotides long. The record is from the annotation of a GenBank genome assembly. NCBI's taxonomy places the organism in Eukaryota, Ciliophora, Spirotrichea, Euplotida, Euplotidae.
UUUAGUGAAGUUAUUAGGAAGAACUAUUUUUCCAAGCCUUUAGCUCCUUCAUUAGUUCUACAUCCUCUGCAAUCCCGUGAGCAUGGAAGAUCUCCUUGAGAGUUGGAUCAUGAGCUUUAGCAGACUCCUUCUUUCUUAACUCUGAAGUUGGGACGAAGUGGUGGUCAUCACUGUCGGAUUCAACAGAAUUGCUUACAUGAGCAGAUGCUUCUUUUUCCAUUUUGAGGAGAAGUUUCCUAAGAACAUUCCUUUCCUGCUGGCUGAAGUAGACGUCAUCUUCGGCUGAAUUCCUCUUUUUGAAAUGAUCUUUGUGCAGUAUAACCAUGGGAGCUUGCUGAAUUGGCGCAAUAGUCUUAGCCAAAUUUUUCUUUAUCAUGAAUUUAGACAGAUACAUCUCUAUAUGAAUUAUGAGAUUCAUGAUUUUUCGAAAAAUCUUGAUCUGAUAUGAGAGGAACAAACUAAACUUGGCCUCAUACUCAGAGAAGGCUUAUGACUCCUCUUUCAGUACUGGAGUCUUGUGGCAUGGUCUGAGAGUAUGACAUAGCCAAAUAUCUCAUCGAAAAGUGCCCUAUUUUG